Aethina tumida (small hive beetle) is the source of this 2002-nucleotide messenger RNA. RefSeq names its product sodium-coupled neutral amino acid transporter 9 homolog. NCBI's taxonomy places the organism in Eukaryota, Metazoa, Arthropoda, Insecta, Coleoptera, Nitidulidae. Gene Ontology annotation, biological process: amino acid transmembrane transport. The coding region runs from base 130 to 1827 and encodes 565 amino acids. The record is from RefSeq and is a predicted model, not a curated record. The transcript is spliced from 11 exons. Gene Ontology annotation, molecular function: amino acid transmembrane transporter activity.
UUUGUCUCCAAUUUGUGUCUGGGAUUGUUUUCGAUGAUUUGUUGUUCGGGUUUUUUUCACGUGGUGUAAAUGUGUUUGGCUAUGGAAGGAUUCUAAAUUGUUAUUGUUUUGCUGUGGUCUUGUUAUUUUAUGAUUUUUCAUACAAUUGUCAUGAUGAGGGACCUAAUGAGAAACUACCGCAACAUAAUAACCCGGAAAUCGGAAUCGGACUCCGAAAAUGAAUCUCAACCCUUGAUGACAUCAUCCUCAUCGUCGGCGAGAAGUUUCGGAGCCGUUCGUGGUAAUUAUAUUUUUUACCCGGAAUCUGAUGUAACUGACAGCGAUUUUGACAGGUCCUUUAGAAGGACGAAUAUUACUGAAACGGACAAUCUACAAAGAUCUAUUAAUUUUCCGACACAGUUUUAUUCACCCGACAGUUUCAGCAGUAAAAAUUAUUACAGUUGUCAGGAAUUCACGAGUUCUUUAGGGGUUUAUGUACCACCUGAUUCUAUGGGUCAAAGGAACGAGGGCAAAGAAGCUGAAAAGGCCUUAACGCAAAACUCCCUGGUCACAAUAUUUUCAAUAUGGAACACGACGAUGGGCUCGUCCCUGUUGGCCAUGUCAUGGGGCUUCGAAAAAAGCGGUCUCUUCUCCGGCAUUUUCAUUAACAUUUUGAUUGCCGGCCUGUGUCUUUACACUUGCAACGUUUUGCUCAACAUCAACAACAAACACGGAGUACCCGGCCACAACCACGAAGUGUGUGACCUGUGCAAGGAGCUUUUGGGCAGAUGGGCCGAAGUACUGGCAAAAAUUUUCUCUGUCAUCGUCCUAAUUGGGGCCAAUAUCGUCUAUUGGAUACUAAUGUCCAACUUUUUGUACAACUCCGUCGUCUUUUUCUACGAUCUGAUUUAUUCCUCCUCAAGUACGGAUAAUCAGUUUCCGGUAAUCUGUCCGAAAGACACAAUUUUAACACCAACAAAUAUGACGUCCUCGUUGGAGAAGACCCCCUUUGAAAAGUACUGGGAUUUGUACGCGACGGUACCAAUCUUCCUCGCCCUCAUAAUGUUCCCGAUGUUGAAUUUCAAAAGCCCCACGUUCUUCACCAAAUUCAACAGUUUGGGAACGAUCAGCGUCGGUUUUAUCGUAAUUUUUGUGGCCGUCAAGUCGUACUCCUUCGGCCUGAACCUUCCGAAUUGGCAGAACGAGAUUUACUUGAAGCCCACGUUCACCGCCUUAAGCGGCAUGUUGUCGCUGAGCUAUUUCAUACACAACAUCAUCAUCAGCAUCAUGAGGAGCAACAGAAACCAAGAACAUAAUGGCAGAGAUUUGUCGAUUGCCUUUGCAUUGAUCACCUUCACGUAUUUGUUCCUUGGAGUUACUUUCUACAUGGCUUUUCCUUUGGCCAAAUCCUGCAUUGAAGAUAACAUCCUGAACAACUUCCCCAAAAACGAUACCUUGACGAUAAUCGCCAGGAUUUUAUUACUCUUCCAACUCUUCACAGUGUUUCCACUUUUGGCCUUCAUGCUAAGGAACGACAUCUUUGCCAAUAUUAAAAUGAUUUUCGCCAAAGGUUGGGGAGAUUUUUCGUACAAGAAAGUUGUGGCCAUCAAUAUUGUGUUGGUGAUCACUUGCAUUUGUUUCGCCUGUUUUAUGCCCAGAAUUGGUACUUUGAUCAGAUACACUGGAGCAGCAAGUGGAUUAGUUUACAUUUUCAUGCUUCCAAGUCUUUUGAAGAUGGCUUCCUUGAAGAAAGAAGGAAACUUAACACCACUCAAAACAAUUUUCUAUGUAGCAAUUAUAACAAUAGGAGUUUUGAAUCUCUUAUCCCAGUUUCUUAUUACCGUUUAAAUGAAACGUUUAAGCGGUUAGAAAUAUGACUAUGUGAUAUAAUAAUCAUUUUUAAUCAUCCACAUUUUAUCAUCUUAUGUAUUUUUUUACGAAUUAAUUUUUGUUGUUUUAUUUUAGUGGACAAAAAUUGUGAUAAAUUAUUGUAUUUAAUAAAUAAAAUAAUUAGAAUCUGAAA